This is a messenger RNA of Cornus florida, 4426 nucleotides long. RefSeq names its product protein ENHANCED DOWNY MILDEW 2-like. The record is from RefSeq and is a predicted model, not a curated record. The coding region runs from base 340 to 4146 and encodes 1268 amino acids. The transcript is spliced from 19 exons. NCBI's taxonomy places the organism in Eukaryota, Viridiplantae, Streptophyta, Magnoliopsida, Cornales, Cornaceae.
UAUUCUGAUGGUAUUAUGUUACCUUUUUCAUAAAAGGAAAGGAAUCCUACUUUCAGAGAAUUGUGUUACCUACUUAUCCAUAAAGAAAAGAAUAAAAUCAGAAAAAUAUUUGAUGCCCAAUCCAAUUCCGUUCCAAUCUAUAUACCGAGUACACUUGCACAGACAGCAGGAAAACACACAGCGUCGCCAACUUUCGCGCACUAGCUCUUUACGGAGUCCACACACACAUAAUCUAGGGUUUAGGCCGUCUCGCUUCCGCUCUCCGGUGACUUCCCUGGUGAUUGGCGUUCUGAAUAUUAAGUAAACAGCUGGUGCAAGUCGUGUCACUGUAAGAAGCGAAUGGCAUCUUCAGAUGAUGAGGGUGAACUUGUGCCACAUACUGUCUCGAACUACCACUUUGUUGAUGACAAGGAUGAGCCCAUUUCAUUUGCAGAGUUGCCAGUUCAAUGGAAUAAGGGUAAGAGCCCAGAUGGCAAGAGAAAGCAAAUAUUCUUGCAUGGGAUUACUGAUAAUGGGCUUCAGAAAAUAUAUAAGCAAGUCACAGCAUGGAAGUUCGAUCUUUCAGAUGCAAAGCCAGAGAUAUCGGUGCUAUACAAAGAACAUAAUUGGAUCAAGCUUCAAAAGCCAAGAAAGAGUUUCCAGGAUACUAUUAGGACUAUCUUGAUCACUAUUCACUGCUUGCACUUCGUGAAGAAAAAUCCAGAAACAUCUGGGAGUUCUUUUUGGAAUCAUUUGUCUAAAGUUUUCAGCUUUUAUGAUACCAGACCUUCUGAGACUGAUCUGGUGGAUCACAGUACUUUGAUCAGUGAAGCUGUUAAAAAAGACCAAAGUUUAGCAAAGUUCAAGUUUUUAGUUCCAUUUUUUGAGGAGAAGCCCAGAAAGAGGACAGCUGUUGAUGAGGAUGUUGGAACUACAGCAAAGUCUGGGUUUGUAGUUGAUGAUGAUGAGAUGAUGGACGAAGCUGAGGAAAAUGAAUCAGAUGAAGAAAGUGACCUGUUUGAUUCUGUUUGUGCAAUUUGUGACAAUGGUGGUGAUCUUUUGUGUUGCGAAGGGAGGUGCAUGAGGUCAUUUCAUGCAACUGUAGAAGCUGGUUCUGAAUCAAAGUGUGAAUCUCUCGGCUUUUCUGAUGAACAAGUAGAAGCAAUACAAGAUUUUUUCUGUAAGAAUUGUCAAUACAAGCAGCAUCAGUGCUUUUCUUGUGGUGAAUUAGCCUCUUCUGAUAAAUUGUCUGGUGCUGAGGUAUUUCCCUGUGUUUCUGCAACAUGUGGCCGUUUUUACCAUCCACAUUGUGUUGCAAAACUGCUCCACUGUGAUAGUGAAACUGACGAAGAAGGGCUUCAGAAAAAGAUUGCUGCAGGGGAAUCUUUCACUUGUCCUAUCCAUAAAUGCCAUGUCUGUAAGCUGGGAGAAAAUAAGAUGGAUCCUGAAUUGCAAUUUUGUGUUUGUAGACGUUGUCCGAAAUCCUACCACAGAAGAUGCUUGCCUAGGAAGAUUGCUUUCGAAGAUCUGGAGGAUGAAGGCAUCAUACAAAGGGCUUGGGAAGGUCUUAUCCCCAACCGUAUUCUGAUUUAUUGCUUAAAACAUGAGAUUGAUGAUGAAUUUAUGACUCCUAUCCGAAACCACAUUAAAUUCCCAAAAGUGGCAGAAAAGAAGAAAAAUCGAGCCUCAGCACCGCUCUCAAGCAGAAAGAAGUUAGCGUCAAAGGGGGGAAGUCUGGCUUCAGAAGAUGCUCCUAGGAAUAAAGCUGUUGAGAAGGCAACUGAAGGAUUUGAAGAAUUGUCUUCUGCUAUUAAGGAGGGCAAUUCUUCCAAAAAGAGGGAGAGAAGAUCAAGUGGACCUGAAUCCUUGAAGAAACAGAAAGUAAUGGAUACUUCCAGAAAGCCUUCAAACAAGACUGCCUCUGUGAAAGUCAGCAAGGCCACUACUGAUGAAAGCGGGAUGGAGGACAAACCUGAUAGUGAAUUCGAGCGGACCCCUACUGCUAAGCUUGUUGCAAAGGAAACAUUCAGUUCACUACCUCUAGAUGCUGAUACAAAGAGGAGAAUAAUGGCUUUAAUGAAAGAUGCGUCAUCUUCAAUAACACUGGAACAGAUCAUCAAAAAGCACAAAAUGCCAAUAACCCAUGCAUGCUCAUCAAACUAUCUUGUGGAUAAAGCUAUUACCUUGGGAAAGGUGGAGGGUUCUGUAGAGGCUCUUCGUGCAGCUCUACAGAAGCUAGAAGAAGGGUGCAGUAUUGAAGAUGCAAAAGCUGUUUGUGAGCCUGGGCUUCUGAACCAGAUAAUUAAGUGGAAGAACAAGCUAAAGGUGUAUCUUGCACCAUUUCUCUAUGGCAUGCGCUACACGUCUUUUGGUCGCCUUUUCACAAAAGUGGAGAAGCUAAAAGAGAUUGUUGAUAUGCUGCAUUGGUAUGUACAAGAUGGCGACAUGAUAGUUGACUUCUCUUGCGGGGCUAAUGAUUUCAGUUGCCUUGUGAAAAAGAAGCUCGAUGAGACAGGAAAGAAUUGCUCCUACCAGAACUACGACAUUUUACAGGCCAAGAAUGAUUUCAAUUUUGAGAAGAGGGACUGGAUGAGCAUCCAUCCAAAGGAAUUGCCAAUGGGGUCACACUUGAUCAUGGGGUUAAAUCCUCCUUUUGGAGUUAAUGCAACCCUCGCAAACAAAUUUAUAGACAAGGCACUUGAGUUUAAGCCCAAGCUUCUUAUUCUUACUGUUCCACGUGAGACAGAAAGGUUGGAUAAGAAGAAACCUCCUUAUGAUCUGGUGUGGGAGGAUGAUGAGUUGCUUGCAGGCAAGGCAUUUUAUUUACCUGGAUCUGUUGAUGUGAAUGACAAAAACGUGAAUCCACCACCACUCUAUCUUUGGAGUCACCCUAACUGGACUGCUAAGCACAAGGCAAUUGCCAAACAGCAUGGCCACACGUCCAGGAUAAGAGAGGAGUCGCCUUUGGAGGAAAAUCACGAGGCACUCUACAAUGAUUACCCAUUGGAACAUCAUGGGCCUAAUGAUGAAAUGCACAUGCUGAUAGAUUAUCAUCUAGUCCAAAAUGAAGGAACAGAACAGGUGCAACAAAGAGGAGCAAGUGUGACUGAAAGUCGUAAAGAAGGAUUUACUAUCAACAACGGUGAGAGGGAAGGCAAUGCGAAUCACGGAGCAUUGUUCAAUGAUUACCCAUUGGAACAUCAUGGGCCUAAUGGUGAAACGCCCAUGCUGAUAGAUUAUCAUCCAGUUCAAAAUGAAGAAACAGAACAGCUGCAACAAAGAGGAGCAAAUGUGACUGAAAGUUGUAAAGAAGGAUUUACUUGCAACAAUGGUGAGAGGGAAGGCAAUGAGAAUCAUGACCAGGGGAAGAAUCAAUCUAGUGAGAAUGCUGAAAAGAGGCAACAUGAUAAAGGAUCAGGUGAGACAACACUAGAAGAUAGACAAAAUGGUAGAAGUUCUCCUGUGAGCAGGAUGAACAAUGGAAUGUCUCACCGUUCCCCAACCAAGGUGACUGGUGACAAAUCAUUGGAUGCUAACCAGUCCAAUUUUCUCGAGACAUCAUUGCAUGCAGAGGUUGGCAAAGAAGGUUACCGGCAUCCUCCCAAUCACAGCAGUGCAGAACCAGGUACAGAGUCUCAAAUGGGAUAUGGUGGGACGCAGGCUGAUGAUUUGGCAAGGAGAUCAAGCUUGAACAGUCAGGAGACUCAUUCAGGUGUGAUCCAGAGAUGGUCCAGCAGUGCUAGUCCUGGUUGUGAUCAUGAGUUUAGAAAUUCAGAGGUGCAUAUUCCAGGCCACCGGAGAGAGCAUACACACAGCCAUGGUUAUAGAUCCUACAUGAGCAAGAUGGAUGAGAAGCUUGGAUGGGAGUCAGAGAUAAGGUCACAGGUUCAACUUUCUGGGCAACAAGAUCCCGACUCUUGGAGUCAAAGAAGCACCUAUUACAGUAGGAUGAAUGCUUCUACAAUGCAGCGACAUGCACCUCAAGUGGAAGAAUUAAAUCAUACAAGGACGAACAGUCCUAGGUUUGAGCCACCUUCUGUGAGUAGAAAUGGUAUCGAUGAUCCUCUAGCUCGUGGAUCAAGAUUUCAAGCUGACUCGUUUGGCUUUGCACCUGGCCCUUGUCGGUUCUUGUCGCCGCAUAACACAAAUGGCUGGCUUGAUGAGUAGAAGUUUAGCAUAUGCUCUUACCCCAUAAUUUAUCCCUGCUGAUCAAAUUUUGCAUUAGAUUAUCAAAGUGGAAAGUUUAUAAGAGUGUAUAGUUCUCGUCCAUUUAUUAGUGAACCUAUUGUAGAACUGUAUAGAUGUUCAAUAUUCCUGCCUUGAACCUAAAAUCAUGAUGAUGUGAAUUAACGGACUGAUUUAUGAUGGAGCGUGACUUUUUGAGCUCUCCAUCUUUAUUUGUAUGUGACACAUUGACUAGGGCAAUGCAUUUUAUACGUUACAAGUA